Molecule: messenger RNA, 1412 nt
Organism: Lontra canadensis (Northern American river otter)
Lineage: Eukaryota; Metazoa; Chordata; Mammalia; Carnivora; Mustelidae
Gene: DAPP1
Product: dual adaptor of phosphotyrosine and 3-phosphoinositides 1
Exons: 9
Coding region: 92-934 (280 amino acids)
Source: RefSeq, a predicted model, not a curated record
GAGUGAGGAGUGGUAGGACCCAUCUCUCUCUCUCUCUCUCUGCCUCUUCCCGUAGCACCUGGCAGGGGCUCAGCAGACCUGAGGAGCUCGAAUGGGCAGAGCAGAAUCUCUAGAAGGGAAGAUGAGCACCCAGGAUCCUUCAGAUCUGUGGAGCAGAUCAGAUGGAGAAGCUGAGCUGCUUCAGGACUUGGGGUGGUAUCAUGGCAACCUCACACGCCACGCGGCCGAGGCUCUUCUCCUCUCAAACGGAUGUGACGGCAGCUACCUUCUGAGGGACAGCAAUGAAAGGACAGGGCUGUACUCUCUCUCUGUGAGAGCCAAAGACUCUGUCAAACACUUUCAUGUUGAAUAUACUGGAUAUUCAUUUAAAUUUGGCUUUAAUGAAUUCUCAUCUUUGAAGGAUUUUGUCAAGCAUUUUGCAAAUCAGCCUUUGAUUGGAAGUGAGACAGGCACCCUGAUUGUCCUGAAACACCCCUACCCGAGAAAAGUGGAAGAACCUUCCAUUUAUGAGUCUGUCCGGGUUCACACAGCAAUGCAGACGGGCAGAACGGAAAGUGACCUCGUGCCCACCGCACCUUCCCUGGGCACCAAAGAAGGUUACCUCACCAAACAGGGGGGCCUGGUCAAGACCUGGAAAACAAGAUGGUUCACGUUGCACAGGAAUGAACUGAAAUACUUCAAAGACCAGAUGUCACCAGAACCAAUUCGGAUCCUAGACUUGACAGAAUGUUCGGCUGUGCAAUUUGAUUAUUCACAGGAAAGAGUAAACUGUUUUUGCUUGGUGUUUCCAUUCAGGACAUUUUAUCUCUGUGCAAAGACAGGAGUAGAAGCUGAUGAGUGGAUCAAGAUACUACGUUGGAAACUGUCUCAAAUAAGAAAGCAGCUCGACCAAAGGGAAGGCACAAUCCGAUCUCGGUCAUUCAUCUUUAAAUAGACCUUUCCUGACCCAGGAUGUCCUGACCCAGGACCAGGGCGGCAUGGUCCCUGAUGCUGUGAUCUGCAGCAGGCUUCAGAGGAAGGUUAAGGAUUUUUCUUUCGAAACAAAUCGAAUGCAGAUGCGGGUUCGGACCUUUCAGAACCCACCGCAUUUGUGAACUCAUGGGUCACUGCUUGCCCUUCAAGAUGUUGUCGUCUCCUUGAGAAUACCAAAGCAUCACCGUUCUGAUGGGAACUGAUGACACCACCAACUCAGGCAUGCUCACUCUUAAAAUGGGCGAGAGAAGAUCAAGGGUUUUUGUUUUCCCUCACUGCGGUCCCCUAGCUGGUUGACAUUAGUUGCCUGGGGUCUCAUUCUGCAUCAUGGUCAGCUCAUCUGACAUCCAGGUUGUGCUGUCCACCAGGAAGGGAACAGCUAUGUCCUCUGAUGCUUCUAUAGAAAGUGUAUGCAACUAGCAAACACCAAAGACUUGGCG